Molecule: messenger RNA, 2929 nt
Organism: Sipha flava (yellow sugarcane aphid)
Lineage: Eukaryota; Metazoa; Arthropoda; Insecta; Hemiptera; Aphididae
Gene: Fas1
Product: fasciclin-1
Exons: 13
Coding region: 379-2403 (674 amino acids)
Biological process (GO): cell adhesion; extracellular matrix organization
Cellular component (GO): extracellular matrix
Molecular function (GO): cell adhesion molecule binding
Source: RefSeq, a predicted model, not a curated record
AGACGCUGUACCGAUCUCGCGGUAACAGCACCGGCGUACCAUCCCGCGGUUUUUUCUCACCGGUCGUCAGUCUGUCCGUUACCGGUGUCCGUUAAACCACUGCUGUCGUCGUGUCUUCGUCCGUUAGUGGUCGUCGCGCGUAGUCGUUGUUUAUUGUUUUUUUUUUCUUUGUUUUAAGUUUUUCAUUUUAACUUCACUCGACCGCGGGUUUUUGGUUUUUUUCUUUUUUUUUUUUUUUUGACAAAUAGUUAUGUUUUUCGAAUUCGGCUACGGCAUCUGAACGAUUUCAUAAAGUUGCGGAUAAAGUAUUUUUGCUGUCGAAGAUUCGUUGAAGUCUUCGUCGUAGUUAUCACCAAUCCAUUUUCUUCGAAUUUUAACAUGAGGUCGACAUUCACCAUCGCUCCGGGUCUGGUCGUCACCCUAAUGCUGUUGUGCGGCUCGGCGUUAGCGUUAAGUUUCAACGGCAACGACAAAACGGUUAUCGACACGCUAGCGUGGACUAGCGAUCUGUCCGAGAUCUAUAGUAUAAUUGAAAGAAGUCAAAUAGCCAAUUCGACGAUACAUUUGAGAAGUGUUACAGUUUUUGCUCCACACAACGAAGCGUUUAUGAAAACGACUAAACAAGACACUGACGAUGAUUAUUUACCAUGCUAUCAUAUAACAAACGUACCGAUGAAAUUAGAACAAUUAGGGAAAUCUGUUUUCUCCGAACUUGAUGGUAAUCCGCCCAUGUGGAUAACAAAGAAAAGUCCGGAGGAAAUAUACAUCAAUCAAGCCAAAGUGGUUUAUCAUUUGGCUAAUUAUGAGCACAACAAUACAAUUGGCAAACCACAAGUGUUGCACGUUAUCGAUCAAGUGUUACAACCUUUACGAUUGAAAAAAAACAGCCCCCAAAUGAUCUACAAUCCAAAUGCUUGGGAAUUCAUGGAAAAUGCUGAAUUCCUGGACUUGAACGGUUACCACACUAAUAUUUUCCUUCAACGUGUACAAAGUUUGGAAAAGAAACAUGUAUUCUCGAAUCAAGGUGGUCAUACAUUUUUCAUACCCGUCGAUGAAGUUGCCAAUCAUCCUAAAGUAAGACCAGAAAAAAUCGAUGUGAAAGUGAUUGACGCCCACAUUAUACCUGAUAAUGUAUUGUUUUUGGGACCAACCAAUGAGGGUGAACAAUUUGAAACCUUAGCAUUCACUGAUAUGCUUAAAGUAGUUGCAUUUUUUUCAAAGGCCGAAGAAGGAGAUAAAACUAAAUAUUUCGUAAGCAGUGACACUUUAAACUCUGAUGGUACACAUCCUACUGGAGCUGUAGUAGCAGAAAUCGUAAAAGCCAAUAUACCUAUCAAAAAUGGCGUAGUACAUUUGAUCAGUAGACCAUUGAUGGUUGUUGACAAUAAUGUGAAAGAAUUCGUUGAGUCAUACAAGGAUAGAGAAUAUGGUAUCUUGCACAGAUUCUAUGAAGAGAUUAUGAACACCGAUAAAGAUUUUCUAGAUCAACUCUCUAGCCUCACAAAUGUUACACUUUUUGCGCCUUCUAAUAAUGCAUUCAACGAACAAUCCAUUCAGUCGUAUUUGACCAAUCGCACCUACAUUAAGUCAUUAUUAAACUUGCACGUCGUCAACGGUAGGUUGUCCAUUGAAGAUAUUGUCUCGGGAUCGACAGACAAGCGCUUUCAGGUUGCCACCCUAGUGCCACGCAAGGAUUUGUUCUUCAACGUCGUUACCAGUGGUAAAAACCGCACGUUGACCCUGGAGGGUGGUGGCGUAAACGCUACCGUGGUUCAGGCUAAUCUGGCUGCUACAAACGGAAUCAUACACAUCAUUGACCAUGUACUUGGCAUUCCAUCAUCGACUGUCGACCGCAAACUGGCCACUGACCCCACGCUCAAUGACACUAAUUACCUUGGCCAAGUGUCUUCACUUAACGACCAACUGAGUGAUGUUCAAAAGCGAUUCACUUAUUUUGUGCCUAGGGAUUCUGCAUGGAAGAGGCUGUCAAUCGAUAACCCCUCGGUGUAUAAAAAAUUGUUUAUGCCUGAAUACUCUUACCUUGCCCGUCAAAUUUUGGAACGUCAUUUGAUCGUCGCAGAUAAAGCAUAUACAAUGGAUGAUUUAAGGAAAGAAGCCAACAACAAUUACAAUUUAUCUGUCAAACUUCCUACUGUACGUGAUGUGUCCAUGUAUGUAAAGAUUAAGGAUUUGCCAGAAGAAGGUUACUCAAUUGAAUGGCGUAACGAAUGGAUACAUGUGCACCGGGCUGAUGUUCGUUGUACAAAUGGUAUUAUACACGUGAUUGAUCAAGUCUUUAUUGACGACAAUGAUAUUGAAGUGAAUGCUGCUAUCGCUACCAAAUCAGUAACUGUGAUGCUGUUGAUUUUGGCUCAAUGCCUCGUGUUCUUUUAUUUCAACUAGUCAAUUCUUCUCAGCAGGUGUGUCUAGUAUGUGGAUUACCCUAAAUGCGUUAUACAUCGGUUGGUCUUAUGUUUCCCACCCAGUGUCUCCACUAAAUUAAUAGGACCUGCCGAUAACGUAAAACAUUAUUUAAUAUCCUCAUUUAUCAUAUGACACAGUUUGGUUUUUUCCCAAAUGAAAAUUAGAACCAUUUGAAUUGUACCCAAUUAUAAAACGGACAAUGUAUUUUUAUUUCCUUUAACAUUUAAGUUUUUAUAAAGAAUCCCUUCAAGUUUUUUUUUUUUUAUUAUAAGCUUGUGCCUGAUUAGUUUUAUAUCCCUAUAUGUAUAUACAUAAUGAAAAUUUAUAUAUAUAUAUAUAAUAUAUAUGCAUACGUAAGUAACUUAAUUUUUUUUUCGCGUUUGGUAUUACCUGAUUAUUCCCUCUAUAUUUGGUUAUUAGUGUAGUCUGUCUACUAAGAGGAUACAUGUUUGGUUAUAUUUCAAAUGCAAAUUUGCUUUUUAAAUUGCACAUAAAUCUGUUUGCG